Messenger RNA from Epinephelus moara (kelp grouper), 2764 nucleotides. RefSeq names its product chemokine (C-C motif) receptor 10 (gene ccr10). Gene Ontology annotation, biological process: immune response; G protein-coupled receptor signaling pathway; chemotaxis. The transcript has 3 exons. The record is from RefSeq and is a predicted model, not a curated record. Bases 512 to 1684 code for a protein of 390 amino acids. Gene Ontology annotation, molecular function: chemokine receptor activity. Gene Ontology annotation, cellular component: membrane. Lineage: Eukaryota; Metazoa; Chordata; Actinopteri; Perciformes; Serranidae.
CAUUGCCUGUCUGUGGACGGACACACCUCUAGAAGAACCAACUCUGAAGUCAAGUGUGAACUAAACUAGUCGUAUUUCAGCUUCACAGCUGAAGAGAAACAGCAAGAUGAGAAAGUUAACGGCGUAAAGUUUGAUGAAACAACCGGACAGUUAGCUAGUUUUUCCGUGAUGCUAAUGCUAGCUAACGUGAGCUAGCUAGCGAAGAUGGAGGGAAAAGAGGAGGACCCAACGGUAUGUCAACAAACAAACAAACAAACAACAACAACAAGUGCUGCUGGAUAUGAUGUAAUAUGGAUAUUGAUCACUUCGUCUUCACGACAGAGAAGGAAAAUGGGAUUCAAAUAACUGACUCCUGGUGACAAACAUCCAGCCCGGGGGGGUAUGGCAAGGUCAGCAAAACACAGAACUGGUUUCAUUGGCUGGAGGUGGUUAUGGUUUAGCCCGCAGGCUUGUUUUUAAGAGAGCCAGCUUUUCAGAUUUCUCCCUCAGACACAGUCGGACGACUUGUGACAUGCAUAACAUCUCAAACAGCACAGACAUGGAGUCAUGGACCCAUGAAUACGGCGACUUUGGUGAUUAUUUCAACUACUCUUUUUUUAACACAAGUAACAUCUCAGACUUUGAUGAUUUGGACUCUGACUUUUGUGAAGCUGGAGAUCAGGAGUUCACCAUCAAAACCUUCCAGACGUGUGUGUUCUGCCUGAUCUUCCUGUUGGGCGUGGUGGGAAACUGCCUGGUGAUUGCCACCUUUGCUCUCUACCGCCGCCUCCGUCUUCGCUCCAUGACUGACGUCUUCCUGUUCCACCUGGCGCUGGCUGACCUUCUCCUACUCCUCACGCUCCCAUUUCAGGCCAUCGACACUCAGCUGGGUUGGAUCUUCUCUGUCACCCUCUGCAGAGCCACACGUGCGUGCUACGCCAUCAACACCUACAGUGGACUCCUGCUGCUGGCCUGCAUCAGCGUUGACCGCUACAUGGUGGUGGCACGAGCCCAGGAGAUGCUCAGGCUGCGCAGUCAGAUACUAACAGCCGGCAAAGUCGCUGCUGUGGGUGUGUGGUUUGUUGCGGUGCUCCUCAGCCUGCCUGAAAUCCUCUACGCUGGGGUGUCAGGGUCCGGCACUGAUGCAUACUGCGGCAUGCUGACAAGUGGAAGAGUCAAAAUGGCGACCAAUGGUUGCAUCAUUGCUGUCUUCUGCCUGUCCUUCUUUGUAAUGGUCACAUGCUACUCUUCGAUCGCUCAAGUGCUGUGGGAAGGGAACACACAGCGUCGGGGGAAGCAGUGGCACCGGCAGCGCACCUUGAAGCUAAUGGUGGCUUUGGUCCUGGUUUUCCUGGUAUUCCAGCUGCCGUACACGGUGGUGCUGUCACUUAAAAUGGCAGGGCAGUUCUGCGGUCUCCUGUUGGAGUACAUCACCUGCACUUUGGCAUUCACCCGCUGCUGCCUCAACCCCAUCCUGUACGCCCUGGUGGGUGUGCGCUUCCGUAACGACGUCUUGAGGCUCAUCCAUGAUUCAGGCUGCCAGUGUUGCCUCUGGGUGAUGCCACAGAGUGUGAGCUCCUCCUCCAUCUCCCCCUCCUCACCUGCUUCCAAAGUGCUCUCAGUUUGCUCUCCAACAUCCCCCGAACCCAGUUACUCCAGCAACGAGACUGUGCCCAUGAAGUUUCAGUUUCCACCAAUCAAAUAAAACUUCAUGGGCUGGACUAUGAACUUGCUUUCCACUUUGAAUUUUUUAUAUAGAUAUUUCCCAACAGUAUACAUAAUGUACAGUUAUUACACAGAAGCAAGCAACUUCAAGAUAAUUAUAUAAUCAUUAGGGUUGGUUUGAAAUACCAGUGUCUUGGUAUAUACUUAAAUAAAGCACAAAAUACACUUGGUUAGGGUUAGGGUUAGGAAAAUAAAAUGUUUGGCUUGAAAUACACAGUUUUGGUGGCACAGUGCCCGCUGGAAACAGUGAUGUCGGUAAAAAACAACUGCUUUUCAAUCUCCGAUUAAAACAACAAUUUUACUGCUUUUUGUGUCACUGUCCACAGUGGAAAUGCAUUUAUGUCUAGUUAGAUAAACAACCACUCUUCAGGGCAUUAUCCCGGGAAACACGGUGACGUCUUGGCCUUCACUUUUUGUGAUACUAUCCCCAGGGGUAACGUAGAGCAGUCUUGGCAACUGACAAACGUUUUUCAUGGCACUAUAUCUGGUAGAAAUGCGGUGAUGUCUCUGUAAAAAGACACAAAUACCUUUUGUGGCACUAUCCAUGAAUUAAACAUAGUGAUGUUUUGAUACAAAAGGCACUAUCUUCGGUGGAAACACAGCAAUGAGUCGCUAAAAACACCCAUGUUUGGUGGCUACAAAGUGGCUAGAAAUGCAACAACUGGUUUUGUUUUUAUUGUUGGUCUGCAGCUUGGCAGGCAUCUCGCCACUAUGCCAAAUGUCAAAUGUAAUGUAUCAUUGGUUUGCAGCAAUGCACACUGCCAAACUUUACUUCUGGCAACUGGGCUGAGAUGAGCAACGUUACGCCCAGUGUCAAAAAGAUAUGUCUUUGUCGAAGGUCAAAGGUCCUCCAGCACUAUCCUGCUAUGACUCAAAAAGCAACCAGAAAUGGUUCAAAAGAAAACUAGGGAUGCACCGAAAUGAAAAUUUGUGGCCGAAGCCGAAUAUUAUUAAACGCUUGGCGGAAUACCGAGUACCGAAUACCGAAUAUCAUUGUUUAGUUUUUCAUUAGUUUUUGCAGAUGAACCCCCUCCAGAUUAGUGUUGUCACGGUAUCAAAA